AUAGUAUAUAGUCCCGGCUAGCAGUUGUACGAUCCGGUAGGAAAGCGUUUGGUUGUGCUGUCGGCUUCAAGUCUAGAUUAGUAGAAAAAUUCAAAAUGUCUCAAGAAAAAGUUGAAAUUAGAAGAAACAUCAAGACUCAACCUACUAUUGGAACGAGGAGCACCGUUAUCAACCGAACAAGUCAUGGCGGUGGUAGCAUCAUGCCUGGUGGUGGUUCUAGAAGUGUAUCAAUGAGAAUGAGUAUGGGUGGAUCGGCUCCCUCUUUUGCACAAGGGACAGUUUCAUCUAUGUCUCAUAAGAAUGUUGCUAACGUCUUAGACACCAGAGCCAAAGAGAAGACUGAAAUGAACGUUUUGAAUGAAAGGUUUGCUAGUUACAUCGAAAAAGUGCGUUUCGUAGAAGCUCAGAAUAAAGCUCUUCUCGCUGAAAUUGAUAGACUCAAAAAGCAAAAAAACUUUGAUGCUAGUGAAAUAAAGGAACUAUAUGAACAAGAAAUAGCUGAUUCUAGGAAAAUAAUAGAUGAUUUAUCCGAUGAAAAAGCUAAAUUUGAUGCCACUUUAGUCAGUUUACAAGAUCAACUUGAAGAUGAGAGAAGAGACCGGAUAAAUGCAGAAAAGACAGUAGAUGACCUAUCUAAUAAAAUAGAUAGACUUAAUGACCAACUAGGAAAUAAUGAAGGAGAGCUAGCCAAUCUUAGACUUAGGAUAGAGACUUUGGAAGAUGAGAACGCUCGUUUGAAAAAGGACAAGAGAACUCUUCAAGAUGACAUUGGUCGUAUUAGGGCUGAUCUGGAUGAAGAGACUUGUAAGAGAAUUCAAGCUGAGAUGAAACUACAAACGGCCGAAGAGGAUUGCAAGUUCCAAAUCAAUAUCUAUGAAGCUGAAAUUGCUGAACUGAAGGCCAUGCUUGACCGUGACAGGAGCAUCGAGAUGAAAGACAUCUGGAAGGGCGAAAUCUCUAAGGCCAUUAAUGAAUUGAACACACAAUAUGCUUCAGAAGUUGAUAGAAUUCAAGCAGAAAUGCAAAAGAACUAUGAGAUGCAGAUGAACGAAAUGAGAGCCGGUUUAAACAGAGACAACAUGGAAACUAUGAGUGCUAGGGAGGAAAGCAAGAAAGUUAAAGGAAAACUGAACGAGCUACAACCACUCAUCAGCCAAUUACAAGCUGAGAAUGCCAUGCUGAAGUCUAGACUGGAAGGACUACAGGUCCAGUAUGAUGAUGAAUGUCGCGAACAUGAGUCUGAUGUUAACAAACUGCAAGCAUCAAUCGAGAGAUUGCAAAUGGAGAUGGAUUCUGUCCUAACAGAACUUCAAGUCCUCCAGGAUGCCAAGUUAUCAUUGGAGUUGGAGAUUGCUGCUUACAGGAAACUGUUGGAAGCCGAGGAGACAAACAUGAGACGUGUUGUUGAGCAUUCCAGUGGAUCACGUAGCGGUGGCGCUCAACUGCUUUCUGACAUGAUCGUUAGCAAAGGAGGUUCCGGAGAUUCACAGAAAAGCACAUUAAGUGAAUCGUCAAAUAAAAUUCUGGUACAAAGAACAUGUAGAGGAGAUAUAUCUAUUGAGAAUGCCCAGCCAGAUGGAAGCUGUGUCACCUUGAAGAAUUCAUCUAAAAAGAAAAGUACAUCACCAGGUGGCAAGGAUAUUGUUUCUGUUAGCUUGAAAGGAUGGUCUCUGAAGAAGACGGUGAAUGGUGUUAACAAACAUACAUACACCUUUUCAGAUAUCAGCCUGUUGAAAGGGAAAGAGAUAAAGCUGUUCUCCAAGGGAGCUGCAGAACUUGCCAAGGAUAGUGACAUAGUAUGUGACAUUUUUUCCUGGGGAUUGUCCGGCACUUUCACUUUAAAUGAUGACAAAGGAGUGGAAAAAGCAACAUUGACCAUCAAGACUGCUUCAUAAAGGAUUGUAACAAUUCAGCAAUCCAGAAUUGUAUUUGUUUUUGUGACACAACUUACAUUUGUCUUUUUAUUCAUUUGUUUUAUGACAGUAUACCAAGUAUGUGUGCAAUAGAUGAAUCUGCUAAUCGGCUUCCUGUUUGAUUGAUAAUGUUCCAUCAAUUUAGCUUUGCUAGUUGUAAUGAGAUUUUUAACGCGUCCAUACUCAAAUUUCUUGCCUAUACAUGAAGUUCAUCAAAUCUUGAUUUUUAGCCGUAGGGAAUAAUGGGAUGUACAGUUAUUUCUAUGUUGAGAUUUAGAUACGAAUAUCUCUUCAUAAUAUAUUUUGGUUUCCCAGAAUAUAGCCGAUAUGAUGUUCUAGGUAGUUGCAUAAACGGUUAAGUUUCAAAUAUAAAUGUUUGUUGUAUAUAUAAUAUCUGAAUGUCGAAAUAGUAUACUUUCUUCACAUGCAGGGUCACAGAAUUGGUUUUAAAUUUUCAUGUAUAUUAUUUUUGCGUAUUCCGAAAUUCAACAUUUAGUUAUUUUCGUUGGAAACCUCAACAUUUCCAUUGUUAUUGAUGCGUUAAAAGUUGUUCGUGUGGGUUUAAUAUUCUCAUUUUGACGAUAGAGGAGCAAAACUCACGAUGAAAAUGUAUUCGUUUACAGUUUGUAUCAUACUUCAUUUCAUUUUUGUUUAUGAUAUAUUGAUUCUACAAGGCGGCAAAUAUUAUAUUUUGUCUUUACAACAUUCCAAAACCUCAACGAUUGCUGCAAAGAUUGGUUGUGAAUUUUGAUCAUCUUUAAGAAUAUAUAUUUGUAUUUUAAGUAUUAGUUUUAAGCUUUACGAGAAAACAUUUGGGUUUAUUGAAUAACUUUAUUCAGCCCUUUCUAUAUUUUAUAUUUUGCAAAAAGUCAUGUUUUGUUAUGGUGAUUAUAUUAGAUUUAGAAUAUUAUAUAUGGUUUUAUUCAAUAAAUAUUUUUACAUUUA
Mytilus californianus (California mussel) is the source of this 2858-nucleotide messenger RNA. Its product is annotated as retrograde protein of 51 kDa-like. NCBI's taxonomy places the organism in Eukaryota, Metazoa, Mollusca, Bivalvia, Mytilida, Mytilidae. The record is from RefSeq and is a predicted model, not a curated record. Bases 96 to 1895 code for a protein of 599 amino acids. The transcript is spliced from 12 exons.